Lucilia cuprina (Australian sheep blowfly) is the source of this 3909-nucleotide messenger RNA. RefSeq names its product E3 ubiquitin-protein ligase MIB2 (gene mib2). NCBI's taxonomy places the organism in Eukaryota, Metazoa, Arthropoda, Insecta, Diptera, Calliphoridae. Gene Ontology annotation, molecular function: zinc ion binding; protein binding; ubiquitin-protein transferase activity. The transcript has 9 exons. Gene Ontology annotation, cellular component: cytoplasm. The coding region runs from base 132 to 3227 and encodes 1031 amino acids. The record is from RefSeq and is a predicted model, not a curated record. Gene Ontology annotation, biological process: protein ubiquitination.
ACCAAAUUUUCGAACGUAUUUAUCUAACCUUAUACUAUCUAAACACAUCAUACAUAUUAAAAUGACGUAAAUAUUUCGAGAAAAUUAUACUUUUCUAAACAUUAAACUGGAGUAUUGUUUACAUUUAAGAAAUGCGUCCAUCAAUUCCACCAGGAAUUAGGGUCGUACGUGGUCCAAAUUGGAUAUGGCAGAAUCAAGACGGAGGAGAAGGUCAUGUUGGAACUGUUUGUGAAAUAGGACGUUCAGGAUCAAUACACUCGCCUGAGAAUACUGUUGUCGUAAAUUGGGAUUCUGGACAAAGAACUAAUUACCGCGUUGGUUAUCAAAACCAAUAUGAUUUAAUAAUUGUGGAUAACGCACAAGUAGGUAUUCGCCAUUCAAACGUAGUAUGUGACGGAUGUUCAAAAGGAGGUAUAGCAGGAAUAGUUUUUAAAUGUGCACAAUGUUGUAAUUAUCACUUGUGUUCUUAUUGCUACGGAGCUGAUUUACAUGAUAAAGAACACCCAUUUAUACGUUAUACAUCACCAACUUCUUUAGGUGUUCGUGUUCCUCCAAGAAAAUCUUCAAAGCGUAUUCAAUUAAAGGGAAUAUUUGUUGGAGCUAAAGUAGUGCGGGGUCCCGACUGGGAGUGGGAACAACAAGACGGCGGAGAAGGUAAAACUGGACGUGUUAUGGAAAUACGUGGUUGGGAUAAUGAGUCAUGCAGAAGUGUAGCAAAUGUUUCUUGGACUAGUGGUUCUACUAACGUUUAUCGAUUAGGACAUAAAGGAAAUAUUGACUUGAAAUACGUUAUACCAACUUCCGGUGGAUAUUAUUAUAAAGAUCAUAUGCCAGUUUUAGGCCAUCUAGAAGAACAACAACCAGUAGUUCCAACUGUGAAACCAAUGUUUUCUGUAGGGGAUCGUGUUAAAGUUUGUCUAGAAGUUGAUGCUUUAAUGAAACUUCAACAGGGUCAUGGUGGAUGGAAUCCUCGUAUGGUAGAGCAUUUGUCUAAAUUAGGCACUGUUCAUAGAAUUACAGAAAAGGGAGACAUUAGGGUACAGUAUGAAAACUGCCCAAAUAGAUGGACAUUUCAUCCAGCUGCCUUGGUUAAAGUUGUAUCGUUUCGUGUAGGGGAUUUAGUAACAAUAAUAAAUGAUUCAGCAAAAGUUCAACAAUUACAGAAAGGACAUGGAGAAUGGAUUGAGUUGAUGCACUAUGCACUUGGUAAAUUAUGUAAGGUGAUCAAGGUAUAUUCAGAUGGAGACCUACGUAUUGAGCAAUUGGACGAUGGAUUUGAAUGGACUCUCAACCCUAAAUGCGUUAAACUUGAAAGAUCACCACUUGCAACAGCAGCGGAACGUUCUAAUAGCAUGAUGGACUUAAGCCACCGACGAACGGACCAUGUUAUGACUCCAUUGUCUGGUUUAUCUGGCACCUCAAUGGCAGAUAAACUUGUACGUGAGGCUGCUCAAGGACACAUAGACUUUGUUCAGCAGUAUUUAGAUGCUCACCCAGAUCAGGUGAAUGUUAUGAGUGGCGGAAAAGCAUGUAUUCAAGUCGCUGCGCAUCAGGGUUUUGUAGAUAUUGUCAAAUUAGUUUUAAGUAAGGGAGCUAAUGUCAAUGUUGUAGAUAAAGAGGGCGAUUCCGCAUUGCAUUAUGCUGCUUUUGGAAAUCAGCCAGACACAAUGCGCAUUUUAUUACAAAAUAAUGCAAAUAUUAAUUUCUUAAACUCUAGCCAUUGUUCUGCAUUACAUAUUUGUGCACAUAAGAAAACACCUCACUGUGUUCGUGAAUUACUGACCUUCGGCGUAGAUGUAAACAUUCAAGACUCAUAUGGCGACACGGCAUUGCAUGAUGCUAUUGGAAAAGAAAAUACUGAAGUAGUUGAACUAUUGUGCAAUGCUCCGAAUUUGGAUUUUACAGUGAAAAAUAAUAGAGGCUUCAAUGUUCUUCAUCAUGCAGCCCUUAAAGGCAAUUUAGUAGCUGCAAAACGUAUUUUGCAGCUGGCUAGACAGCUUGUAAAUGUUAAAAAAGAUGACGGGUUUUCAGCUCUGCAUUUAGCAGCAUUAAAUGGCCACGCACAUGUUGUGGAAGCAUUAAUAAAAGAUGGUCAAGCGGAAAUUGAUAUCCGCAACAACAGACGACAGACACCCUUCUUAUUAGCUGUUUCCCAAGGACAUUCAGCUGCAAUAGAAAAAUUGGUUAAACUUGGCUGCGAUAUCACCGCGCGUGAUGAAGAUGGGGAUAAUGCAAUGCAUUUAUGUGUAAUAAAAAAAGCUAAUUUGUUGCAAGCUUCCCCACCAACAGCUGAUGAUUCUCCAGAUAUAUUUGCAGUCUAUGAGAAUUUGGCACAUAUACAUGAGGAUCGCUUAAUGUAUUCUAUACUUUGUUAUUUGUCACGUUUAGGCUGUAAAAUAGAACAGAAUAAUAAGGGUGCUAAUAUUUUCGAGUGGAUUACUGAUCAAAAUUUAAAAAAAAUUAUUUUGGGCAAUCAGAAUACCGAUGCAACAAACUUGCAUAACCAAACAUUUACAACUGCUUCAACAAGUUCUGCGGCCAAUAACGCCUUAACGGAUAGAUUAGUUCAAAAUAUUCAUGGGCUUAACUUGGAGUCUAAUGAACCCGUUGGUGCAAUUGCGUUAAAUAGAUUAUCAUCAGAAGAUGGGGCUGCUUUAAUGUUAGAUAAACCAUCUAGUUCAAAUCACAACCGACUGCAUAAUAUGGCUUCUAAUAUAACUAAUCGAAAACAACCAAUAAAAGUACCAACACCAAAUAUGAAUGCUAAUAAUAAUGUGGCCAUUGAAUCAGAUACCUUGAACAUGGAGGGUUCGGUCCUUAAUACUCCAGAAAUAUUGUCAACAUGCUCACAAGAAUGUAUUGUUUGUAAUGAAUCUUUACAACUAAUUAAAUUUGAACCUUGUCAACACCAAAUAUCAUGUGAAGAUUGCGGCAAGCGCAUGAAGAAAUGUUUGCGGUGUGGAACACAGAUCGAGCAAAGAAUUGAUUGCAGUGGACGAAUUAUUUCGAAUACAGAUUUAACAAAUAUGCCAUCGGCUGACCGACUUCGAUAUUUAGAGAAUAAAAUACAGGAAUAUGAAGAAUCGCAUUAUUGCAGCAUAUGUAUGGAAAGAAGUCGUGAUGUUGCUUUCCUUUGUGGACAUGGUUCUUGUUCACGUUGUGCAGAAACGCUACGAACAUGUCACAUGUGCCGCAAGACAAUUCUAAAAAAGAUCAAUUUGUACUAGGUCUGUACAACAUUAAUUGUUGCUUCGCUACAAUACAUCAGUCAUACUAGGACCCAAACUUACAUAUGUAUUAGGGUAUUCAAUAAUUCGUAUUUUUUUAAUUCUACAAAUUAAUUCUCCAAGUUUUAAUUUAAUUGUUUAAUUUUACUAAUUCAAUAUGUUCUUCAUUCAAUAGUAAAAAUGAAUAUUACUAUUCUCCACCUCCAGUUAUCAUUUAACAGGCAGUUUUUCUUCCAGUUAAAAUAAUUUUUGUAUGAAAACUGUCAAUAUUUCUUAAAGUUAAAAUAUAACUAACUAGACAUUGUUAAAAUUGGGGUAAAUUAUUUACAUAAGUUCUCUUAAUUCUUAUUUAAAAUUCUAGAAUAAGUCAUAAUUUUCGUUUAUAGUAACUUCAUUCUAUAUAUUAAAAUAAAAUUUUAAUUUAUUGAACUUGAUAUAAAAUACAUCAUAAAGAAAUAUUAAUAAAAAUCAUAAAAUUACUAAUUGGAAAUUUUUUUAAAUCACUUGCAUUCAAAUUUUGACAGAUAGAACUUAUGUAUUUUUUAUGUUAAAGUGGUUUACAUUUGUUUUUAUUUUUUCGUUACAUAUAUGGUUGAUUAUAUCUUAAGAUUAAUCUUAACAAUUAAUUUAUUUAUACAAAAUUAUUAAAUUCAUAAAUAAAAAAAUAAUUAUUGAUACUGUU